AUUGAAGGAAACAAUAUCAUUAGUACUUGGUAUAUUACUCCAUAUAUGCUACAUGAGCAUCGAUCUUGGGCUAUAAAUGAACGCACCGAUGGAAAAGCUAAGCCUCACAGCCAGUAAGAACUAAGAACGAUAGCUAGCUCUCUCUUAGCAUUGUUGCCAUGGCUCACGUACAUGUAGACGAGCUGCUCCACGAAGCAGCAGCGGCAGCUCCACGAUCUCUCUUGAUCGCGAGUGCGGUGCUCUUCUCCCUUGUGGUUGUGCCGCUCCUACUCCGCAUUAUUAGCAAGCAGGGAGCGGCAAGCGAUGCCAAGCUGCUGAGCCUGCUCCCAUCUCCCCCGACGAAGCUCCCCAUCAUCGGGCACCUGCACCUAAUGGGCGAUCUCCCCUACGUCUCCCUCGCCGGCCUGGCCGCCAAGUACGGCCCGGAACUCAUGCUGGUACACCUCGGUGCCGUGCCCACCGCCGUCGUGUCCUCGCCGCGCACUGCCGAGGCCGUCCUGCGCACCCACGACCACAUCUUCGCGUCACGGCCGCGGUCGAUGGUCUUCGACAUCAUCAUGUACGGGCAGACGGACUCGUGCUUCGCGCCCUACGGCGAGCACUUCCGGAAGGCCAGGAAGCUGGUGACGGUGCACAUGCUCAACGCCAGGAAGAUACGGUCCCAGCGCCCGGCCCGGGUGGAGGAGGUCCGGCUAGUGAUUGGAAAGAUCGCCAAGGCCGCGGCCGCGCGCGAGGCCGUGGACAUGAGCGAGCUCCUGCACUCGUACGUCAACGACCUCGUUUGCCGUGCUGUGUCGGGCAAGUUCUCCCAGGAGGAGGGGCGGAACAAGCUGUUCCGUGAGCUCACCGACAUCAACGCGGCGCUCCUGGGAGGGUUCAACAUCCUCGACUACUUCCCGAGCCUGGGGAGGUUCGAGUUGGUCUGCAAGAUGGCCUGCGCCAAGGCCCGACGGGUGAGGAAGCGGUGGGACCUGCUCCUCGACAAGCUAAUUGACGACCAUGCAGCAAGGAUGGUAAGCCGUGAGGAUGAGGCCCAGCCGGCGCAAGAGGAAGACAAAGACUUCAUCGACGUAUCCCUAUCUCUUCAGCAGGAGUAUGGUCUCACCAGGGACCAUAUCAAGGCCAUCUUGAUAGACAUGUUUGAGGCCGGCACGGACACCUCGUAUAUGACGCUGGAGUUUGCCAUGGCGGAGCUCAUACGGAAGCCACACCUUAUGAAGAAGCUGCAGGAAGAGGUAAGGAGGAAUGUACCAAACGGGCAAGAGAUGGUCGCCGAAGACGAUCUCCCCAACAUGACCUACCUCAAGGCUGUCAUCAAGGAGACACUCCGGCUGCACCCGCCGGUACCUCUCAUGAUUCCACACUUCUCCCUAGACGCCUGCACCGUUGAUGGCUACACGAUCCCAGCAAACACUCGUGUCGUUAUCAACGCCUGGGCACUCGGCAGGCACAGUAGCUACUGGGAAAAUGAAAAUGAAUUCCAACCUGAGAGAUUUAUGAAUGGAGCCGGCGUUGAUCUGAAGCCAAAUGAGUUCCAUUACUUGCCAUUUGGGUUUGGACGUAGAAUGUGCCCUGGGGUUCACUCGGCAUCAGCAACGGUCGAGACAAUGCUGGCAAACCUCAUGUACCGUUUCGAUUGGAAGCUUCCACCCGGAUUGAAGGAAGAGGACAUAGAUAUGACUGAAGUGUUUGGAAUAACAGUUUCAAGAAAGGAAAAGCUCAUCUUAGUCCCCGUGACCGCAUGAGUGCAUGUAGCUUGCAGCUCAAAAAGUUGAGCCAUCAUGGUAUUUGGUGCGCCCAUAUAUGAAUGUAUUCAGAACUUCUUUUUAUUUCAAAAAUAAGGUUGAAAUCCUCGACCUCUACAUCAUUGUAAUGCGCACAACUAGACAAAUAAAAGUGAAUUGUUUUUA
Triticum aestivum (bread wheat) is the source of this 1910-nucleotide messenger RNA. RefSeq names its product indole-2-monooxygenase. NCBI's taxonomy places the organism in Eukaryota, Viridiplantae, Streptophyta, Magnoliopsida, Poales, Poaceae. Bases 159 to 1745 code for a protein of 528 amino acids. The transcript is spliced from 2 exons. The record is from RefSeq and is a predicted model, not a curated record. Gene Ontology annotation, molecular function: monooxygenase activity; heme binding; iron ion binding.